UGCGUUACGUACGUAUGUGGGCGAGGCUCCUAGCUCGUAGUCGGCGCGGCGAAUUUCCGGGCCGGCUGGGUCAGGAUAGUUUACGAGAUGGCGGAAGGUCCGUCCUGCAGUGAGCGACCGGAUGUGGAAACCCAGAAGUCCGAGCUCGGCGCCUUGCUGAGGACCACGCUUCAACGAGGGGCGCAUUGGUAUCUUAUUGAUAGCCGAUGGUUCAAGCAAUGGAAGAAGUACGUGGGCUUUGAUAGCUGGGAUAUGUACAAUGUGGGUGAACAUAACCUGUUUCCUGGGCCAAUUGACAACUCUGGACUUUUUUCAGAUCUUAAGAGUCAGACCCUGAAAGAACACUUAAUUGAUGAGCUGGACUAUGUGUUGGUCCCAACAGAGGCCUGGAACAAAUUACUGAAUUGGUAUGGCUGUGUAGAAGGCCAACAGCCUAUUGUCAGGAAAGUUGUGGAGCAUGGCCUUUUUGUCAAGCACUGCAAAGUGGAGGUGUAUUUGCUGGAACUGAAGCUCUGUGAGAACAGUGACCCCACCAAUGUGCUGAGUUGCCAUUUCAGCAAAGCAGACACCAUUGCAACCAUUGAGAAGGAAAUGAGGAAGCUUUUUAACAUCCCUGCGGAGCGUGAAACACGGCUCUGGAAUAAAUACAUGAGCAAUACCUAUGAGCAGUUGAGCAAGCUGGACAACACUAUCCAAGAUGCUGGGCUGUAUCAAGGCCAGGUGCUAGUAAUCGAGCCCCAAAACGAAGAUGGCACAUGGCCCAGGCAAACCCUGCAGUCAAAAUCAAGCACUGUACCUAGCAGAAAUUUUACUACCUCUCCAAAAUCAUCAUCAAGUCCCUAUUCCUCAAUGUCCGCCUCUCCCGUUGCAAAUGGUGAUAGCACUAACACCUCUGGGGUGCACAGUUCCGGUGUCGGCAGGGGUGGAUCUGGCUUCUCUGCUUCGUAUAAUUGUCAGGAGCUGCCAUCUUCUCAUAUCCAGCCUGGGCUCUGUGGACUAGGAAACCUGGGGAAUACCUGCUUCAUGAACUCUGCUUUGCAGUGCCUGAGCAACACUGCACCACUGACUGACUACUUUCUCAAAGAUGAAUAUGAGGCCGAAAUCAACAGAGACAACCCUCUGGGCAUGAAAGGAGAAAUUGCAGAGGCCUAUGCAGAGCUCAUCAAGCAGAUGUGGUCUGGAAGGGACACUCAGGUGGCACCUCGCAUGUUUAAAACCCAAGUGGGACGAUUUGCCCCUCAGUUUUCUGGCUACCAGCAGCAGGACUCUCAGGAGCUGUUAGCCUUUAUUCUAGAUGGAUUGCAUGAAGACCUGAAUCGGGUCAAGAAGAAGCCCUACUUGCUGCCAAAGGAUGCCAAUGGGCGGCCAGAUGCGGUGGUAGCGAAGGAAGCUUGGGAGAAUCACCGGUUGCGGAAUGAUUCUGUGAUAGUGGAUACUUUCCAUGGCCUCUUCAAAUCAACAUUAGUUUGCCCUGAGUGUUCUAAGGUUUCUGUCACGUUUGACCCAUUUUGCUACCUAACGCUCCCGCUGCCCUUGAAGAAGGAUCGCAUGAUGGAGGUCUUCCUGGUUCCCGCUGACCCUCACUGCAGACCUACCCAGUACCGUGUGACUGUGCCACUGAUGGGGGCCGUGUCUGACCUUUGUGAAGCUCUCUCCAGGUUGUCUGGUGUUGCUGCAGAAAACAUGGUGGUCACAGAUGUAUAUAAUCACCGAUUCCACAAAAUUUUCCAAAUGGAUGAAGGUUUAAGCCACAUCAUGCCUCGGGAUGACAUUUUCGUGUACGAGAUCUAUAUUACCUCCACAGAUGGCUCAGAGUGUGUCACGCUUCCAGUCUACUUCAGGGAAAGGAAGUCCAAGGCGGCAGGCACUUCCACUGGGGCAGUGCUAUAUGGGCAGCCACUGCUGGUGUCUAUCCCUAAGCACAAGCUGACCCUGGAGUCUUUGUAUCAGGCUGUUUGUGAUCGCAUCAGCCGCUAUAUAAAGCAACCUUUGCCUGACGAGUUUUGCAGCUCGCCCUUGGAGCCUGGGGCCUGCAAUGGCUCCAGGGGCAGCUGUGAAGGAGAUGACGAAGAAGAAAUGGAUCAUCAGAAUGAAAGCAAAGAGCAGCUUUCAGAGCCUGAAGGCAGUGUGGAGGACAACUUGGGAGGUGAACCUAGUGAGGCCACCCGAAAGAAGAUCAAAGGCCACCCCUGCCCGAAAAGGCUUUUCACUUUCAGUCUUGUGAACUCCUAUGGAACAGCUGACAUAAAUUCACUUGCAACUGAUGGGAAACUACUCAAACUCAACUCUCGAUCCACACUGGCCAUCGACUGGGACAGUGAAACCCGGAGCCUUUACUAUGAUGAGCAGGAAUCUGAGGCCUAUGACAAGCACAUGAGCAUGGUGCAGCCUCAGAAAAAGAAGAAGACCUCGGUGGCUCUGCGAGACUGCAUUGAGCUUUUUACCACCAUGGAGACCCUUGGCGAGCAUGACCCCUGGUACUGUCCCAACUGUAAGAAGCACCAACAGGCCACAAAGAAGUUUGACCUGUGGUCCUUGCCCAAGAUUCUGGUGGUUCACCUCAAACGUUUCUCCUACAACAGAUACUGGAGGGAUAAGCUUGACACAGUCGUGGAAUUCCCAGUCAGAGCUCUGAACAUGUCGGAAUUUGUCUGUGACCCAUCAGCCAGGCCUUACGUGUAUGACCUCAUUGCCGUGUCCAAUCACUAUGGAGCCAUGGGAGUUGGCCACUACACUGCAUAUGCAAAGAACAAAUUCAGUGGGAAAUGGCAUUACUUUGAUGAUAGCAACGUGUCCCUGGCCUCUGAGGACCAGAUAGUGACGAAGGCUGCAUACGUGCUGUUUUACCAGCGUCGGGAUGACAACUUUUCCAAGGAGCCUUCACUCACCGGCUUCCCUACCUCCUAUGAUGGAGGGAUGAGGCCCAGCAGUCUGCAGCAGGGCUCAGGGGACGAUGAGGCUUGCAGCAUGGAUACCAACUAAUGCAACUCAGACCCUGCCACCCCGCAGCACCAUUGCCACUCCCAGGAGAGGGUCAACACAUCUAAAAGCUACAGGAGGAAAUUUCCUUUAUGAGAAGAGAAGGCCCCAUUUGCUCAGAGGUUUAUGUUAAGGCUGAAUGUUCUUUAUAAGCAGAUGGUGAGAGGAGCCUUUGGAUCUGCACCCUGGAGUGUGGGGCACAGUGGAGUGUGUCUGCCAGAGCCUGGGCAUGGGGAGAACACUGAUGCACGCGGAGUCUGGUGCUGGCUCAGAAUAGGACGUGUGGUUCUGGUGCUGAUCCUGGUCACCUUACUAGUCAGGCCAUAGUAAAUCAAGCCUCAAGUAAAGUUGAUGUUGUCCCCUUGUCCUUUGCUGUUCAUUUAUAUGGGUUUAUAAUUUUAUAAAAAUUAGCUACUGAAGCCCUUUCUGUUUCUGCAUUCAGUCCUCAAUUUUCUGCCUCCCCCUUCCUAAUGAACUGAAAUCACUUAGUGUUGGGGUGCACUGCCUGAGACCUCUGUGGAAACUGGCAGUGCUGGGCUGGGGAUUUAGCUCAGCGGUUUGGUGGCCUGCCUUGCAAGUG
Messenger RNA from Fukomys damarensis (Damara mole-rat), 3559 nucleotides. RefSeq names its product ubiquitin specific peptidase 4 (gene Usp4). Gene Ontology annotation, biological process: protein deubiquitination. The record is from RefSeq and is a predicted model, not a curated record. Bases 88 to 2982 code for a protein of 964 amino acids. The transcript is spliced from 22 exons. Lineage: Eukaryota; Metazoa; Chordata; Mammalia; Rodentia; Bathyergidae. Gene Ontology annotation, molecular function: cysteine-type deubiquitinase activity.